Bipolaris victoriae FI3 is the source of this 246-nucleotide messenger RNA. RefSeq lists its product as hypothetical. Bases 1 to 246 code for a protein of 81 amino acids. Lineage: Eukaryota; Fungi; Ascomycota; Dothideomycetes; Pleosporales; Pleosporaceae. The record is from RefSeq and is a predicted model, not a curated record. The transcript has a single exon.
AUGUUUAUCCCACCAAUUCGCUUCGCGCCCUUUCAAGUCUCCAAGCCAAAUACCACGAGCGAUACUAGUACGAGCAAUAGUGGUACUACGAGUAGUGUUGCGUCGCCACAAGCUAGCGGGCAGAAUACUUCGCAUACGUCCUACUAUGCAUCUUCGUCGUCUGCAGCGACACCUUCGAGUGGUGCCGCGGCGGAGGGCCAGAUGGGAUCGGGUGGUGGGACAACAGGGGCGCAGGGGGGGAAGUAG